Capronia epimyces CBS 606.96 is the source of this 1161-nucleotide messenger RNA. RefSeq lists its product as uncharacterized. The record is from RefSeq and is a predicted model, not a curated record. The transcript has a single exon. Gene Ontology annotation, molecular function: hydrolase activity, acting on ester bonds. Bases 1 to 1161 code for a protein of 386 amino acids. NCBI's taxonomy places the organism in Eukaryota, Fungi, Ascomycota, Eurotiomycetes, Chaetothyriales, Herpotrichiellaceae.
AUGGACGGCAACACUGAUGGCCACGAGGCUAUCUGGCAGAUCGGAGUCUUCGAUGCUCACUGCCACCCCACGGAUAUCAUGGCCUCGGUCCAGGAGAUCACCAAGAUGAAAGCUCGAGUGCUCACAGUCAUGGCGACGAGAUCGCAAGACCAGGUCCUGGUGGAAGAUGCAGCCAGAAUGUACCCGGGCAACACGCGCGAGGAUGUGUCGGAAGGGGCAUCAAGAUACGUGAUUCCCGCGUUUGGCUGGCACCCCUGGUUUUCACAUCAAAUGUACAACGAUGUGGACGGCGGGGCCAAGGCCACUCCCAGCGCGGCCGAGCAUUACAAGGCGGUCCUCGUCCCGGCCCCUGACGACGCGGCGUUUCUGGAAUCCUUACCCACUCCCAGGUCACUCCGCCAGUUUCUCGAGCAGACGGAAGCGAGGUUGACAGCGUUUCCGUUCGCGCUCGUAGGAGAGGUGGGGUUGGAUCGGUCCUUCCGGUUGCCUCAAGGCCCCAGUGUCGUGACCGAAGUUAUGUCCUGCCGGUGCAAGACGGGUGGCUCGGAAGAGGAGUAUACGCCUGGAACCCGCGAAGGGAGGCCACUCACACCUUACCGCGUAACCAUGGAGCAUCAAAAGGCCGUUCUGAGAGCCCAGCUUGGUCUUGCGGCUAAGUUGGGGCGACCGGUGUCCGUGCAUAGCGUGCAAGGACAUGGUGUAGUGUUCGAGGUGAUUCAGAAUAUGUGGAAAGGCCACGAAAAACCGUCCAAGCGAGAGCGCAAACACAAGUCUCAUGCUCAUGCUCAUGUGGCAGACGAUGGCGAGUCCGGAAAAGUGAAUGACGCCUUGCCCUUUCCGCCUCGGAUAUGUAUGCAUUCGUACUCUGGACCGCCGGAUGCCUUAAAGCAAUUCCUCGGUGCCAGUGUGCCUGCAGACAUCUACUUUUCCUUUUCGUCGGCCAUCAACUUUUCCAACGCGUCCACAACCAAGGUCACCAGUGUCAUCAAAGCAGUACCGGACGAUCGGAUUUUGGUUGAAAGCGAUCUCCAUUGUGCUGGAGAGACAAUGGACAACCUUCUGGAAGAGAUUGUGCUGAAGGUUUGUGAGAUCAAGGCAUGGUCCUUGGAGGAAGGAGCACGGCGAUUGAAAGACAAUUACCUCAAGUUCUUAUUUGGGUGA